Cloeon dipterum is the source of this 2141-nucleotide messenger RNA. Its product is annotated as C3 and PZP-like alpha-2-macroglobulin domain-containing protein 8. The record is from RefSeq and is a predicted model, not a curated record. The transcript has 9 exons. NCBI's taxonomy places the organism in Eukaryota, Metazoa, Arthropoda, Insecta, Ephemeroptera, Baetidae. Bases 134 to 1690 code for a protein of 518 amino acids.
UAUAGCAGGAGGCGUACGCUGAAUCAGUAUUCUUUCUUUCGAUCACUUCUGCUUCCACACAGCUCCACUCACUUUGAUCACCUGAGCCGGCAGCAUCAGCAAACCUCCAACAUGGGCAUGGCAAAAGGGUGAGAUGUUCGGCCACGGUCACUGCGGCCACGUUAUUGGCCGCGUCGAGCCAGGGUGUCGCCCCGAGUACGUUAGCGAGCACUACGCCACGGGUCGCAAACGCUACUCCAACAUUGACUUGUCGGCCCGGGCGCCUGGUCAUGGCAGGCCAAAGAGUGUCACGAAAGAACUGCACACCGAAGACAGCAUGGACUACGAUUUCCAAGAGGUAUCUACCACCAACUCGUCGUGCGUCUUGCGAUUCAAGGUGAAGGUUGCCCACGACGCGCACGUUUGCCUCAGUUCUUCAGAGGAUCAGGAAGCCACUCCCAUCUACGAAAUCUUCAUCGGCGGCUGGGAUAACAGCAAAUGCGCCAUCAGGCGCGACCGCACCAAGCCAGACAGGGCCGAAGCCGAGACUCCCGACGUGCUUUCCGCUGACGAGUUCCGCGGAUUCUGGGUUUCGUGGAAUUCCGACUGCAAAAUCGAGGUCGGGCGUGAGGGCGAGGAAGAGCCCUUCCUGUCCUUCACCGACCCUGAGCCCUUCGAGAUCACUCACUAUGGCCUCCGCACCGCCUGGGGAGCCAGCGGCGAGUGGGAAAUCGAACAAGCAAAGUUUGAAACUCAGGACGGUGCGCCGUACAGAUUAACUGCGGCUCCGCGGAUCCAGGACGGCGGUUCUUUGCAGCUCAGCGUGCGUGCCGCUCACGACGCUCAUGUCUGCCUGAGGGUAUGUCCAACUCAGGACGUACCUCAGUAUGAGGUCUUCAUUGGAGGCUGGAACAACAGCAAAUGCGCCCUUAGGAAAAACCAAACCAAGCCUGAUUUGGUGGUGGUUGACACGCCCGACAUUUUAGAUUCGGGAGCUUACCGCAGAUUCCAGCUUUCGUGGCAAAAUGGUCUCGUGACCCUUCUGGAUGAAAACGACGCAGUAAUAUUCGUGCACCAGGACCCUGAACCCUUUACCAUUUCGCACUUUGCCGUAAGAACGUGCUGGGGCGCCCGAGGCGAUUGGCAGAUCAGCGUUCCCUCUCGUCAAACGCACUUGAAAGUGGCUGGGCCAGAAGGCGAGGAGGCUGACGGCGAGGAGAAAGAGACCGCCGAAGAGAAGGAAGAGAGCGAAGGUCUAGAACCAGUGGAAACCCCUGGGGAGGCGUGCUGGGUGCCCACCAAAGCCGGCGAUGACCUGCCCGAAGGCGCCGUCGUCGGUGGAGCCGACCUCGAAUGCGAACUGUACAUCGCCAGGGCCAAGCACGAGGGCGCCCUGCUGCCUGGAAAAUACGUGCCUGCCCACGGCACAACCUACGUGGCCUGGGGCGGCGAGGAGCACGGAAAGGAGGAGUUUGAGAUCCUGUGCGGCUGCAAACCUGUCUGGGUGCAGGUCAACGAGGGCGACGAAAUCCCUGAGAACGCAUUGCCUGGCGGGCGCGCUGAGGACGGCGAGACCCUCUUCGUAGGCAGAGUGCAGCAUGAGGGCACCACCACCCUUGGAAAAGUGCACCCGAGCCACGCAUCGUGCUACAUUCCCUUCGGUGGCCAGGAGCUUGGAUUCCCAGACUAUGAAGUUCUGGUUCGCCAGUAAAUCGCCUGCCAGCCAGCUGAAAAAGAGCACGCAAGCCUCUAAACUCCGCGCCUGACCCUCUGAUAUGAAUUUGUAUGCUUUAAUACUCCUCUAUGUUUGCGGCUUUCUGUCAUAGUAUUUAAAGACAAAAAAAACGAGAUCUUUUCGUAAUUUUAGAGAGUAAGAAAGAGAAACCUAUUGGUGCGAUUAAGCAUUAUAGUUGAAAAGUGUCAAGUAACCUCUCUGCCUUAAAAAGUGCGCUGCAGUGUUUUUCUCGAAAAGAGUCGUGUGAUAAUUAAAUAUUCGGCAGCUAUUUAGCCUUUAAAUAUGUAUUCGAGCACUCUGUCUGUUUGGAGAGUUGGCCACCACAGAGCAGCACACAUGAUUUAGUGCCUAGGCGAUAGUAACAUGUGCACCGUAUUACGCAUUUUAAUAAAAUCAAAUUGAACGCAUUUCAAAGUGGUUAUGUGAA